Messenger RNA from Carcharodon carcharias (great white shark), 2764 nucleotides. Its product is annotated as tripartite motif-containing protein 2-like. Gene Ontology annotation, molecular function: zinc ion binding; translation repressor activity; ubiquitin protein ligase activity. Gene Ontology annotation, biological process: proteasome-mediated ubiquitin-dependent protein catabolic process; protein polyubiquitination; negative regulation of translation. Lineage: Eukaryota; Metazoa; Chordata; Chondrichthyes; Lamniformes; Lamnidae. Bases 37 to 2277 code for a protein of 746 amino acids. The transcript has 11 exons. The record is from RefSeq and is a predicted model, not a curated record.
CUUGUUCUCUGAGUGUUUGCUCUGUGCUGAGUUACCAUGGCAGGCUGUGAGUCCAUCACCAGUCCUGUGGUGCGACAGAUUGACAAGCAGUUUCUAGUCUGCAGUAUUUGCCUCGAUCGCUAUAACAACCCCAAGGUUCUGCCAUGUCUACACACAUUCUGUGAGAGGUGUCUCCAGAAUUACAUCCCCCCCCAGAGCCUGACCCUCUCAUGCCCAGUUUGCCGUCAGACAUCCAUCCUCCCAGAGAAAGGAGUUGCUGCUCUUCAGAAUAAUUUCUUCAUCACGAACCUGAUGGAGGUGUUGCAGAGAGACACCGCCUGUAGCCGCGAACAGAUCUCCAUGAAGGAGACAGUCAGCGCCGUGUCUGGACAAUCACUCUCCUGUCCCAACCACGAAGGAAAGGGGAUGGAGUUUUACUGUGGAUCCUGUGAGACAGCGAUGUGCCGUGAUUGCACAGAGGGAGAACAUCGGGAGCACAAGACAGUGCCACUAAAGGACGUGGUGGAGCAGCACAAGGCCUCGCUGAAGAAGCAGCUUGAUGCUAUCAAAAACCGUCUGCCACAGCUGAAUGCUGCCAUCGAGCUGGUGCAUGAGAUUUGCCGGCAGCUGACCGAGCGGAAGAACGCUGCGGUGAGUGAGAUCAGCAACACCUUCGAGGAGCUGCAGAGAGUCCUCCAGCAGCGCAAGUCAGCUCUCAUCUCCGACCUGGAGGGAAUCUGUAACAGCAAACAGAAGGUCCUUCACACUCAGUUGGAGUACCUGCUGCAGGGUCAGGAGAAAAUCCGGAGCAGUUCGGAGUUCACAGAACAAGCUCUGAGCCAUGGCACAGAGACCGAGGUGCUGCUGGUGAAGAAGCAGAUGAGCGAGACCCUGAACGAACUGGCCGCCCAGCACUUUCCACUUCAGCCCCAAGAAAAUGACCACCUGGACCUGAGAGUGGAGACAGAUGGAGUGAGAAAGUCAAUCCAGAAUCUCGGGGUCCUGAUCACCACCAGUGCCAUUGCCCAACAGACUGUAGCCACGGGCGAGGGUCUGCGUCACACUGUGGUGGGCCAGCAGACAACAGUUACUGUGACAACCAAGGAUAAAGACGGAGAGCUGGUGAAAACUGGUAACGCCAUCUUGCAGGCUGAGAUCACAGCUCCGGACGGCAGCUGUACCGAGGGCGAAGUCCUGGACAACAGGAACGGGACGUAUGAGUUACUCUACACACUAAAGACUGAGGGAGACUUUACACUGUCUGUAACCCUGUACAACCAGCCGGUCAAAGGCAGUCCCUACAGAGUCCGAGCCACGAAACCCUCUGAUGCCGCACACUCCCCCGACGAUGUCAAGCGCAGGGUGAAGUCUCCGAGCAGUGGGCACAUUCGACAGAAAGCAGUCAGGCGCCCAGCCAGUAUGUACAGCACUGGCAAGAAGAAGGACAACCCCAUUGAGGACGAGCUGAUUAUCCGUGUCGGGACCCGAGGUCGAGAGAAAGGGGAAUUCACCAACCUUCAGGGAAUCUCAGCCUCAGGGAAUAACCGCAUCGUGGUCACCGACAGCAACAACCAGUGUAUCCAGGUGUUCUCCAAUGAUGGACAGUUCAAGCUGCGAUUCGGCGUUCGGGGCCGGUCACCAGGGCAACUCCAACGUCCAACCGGAGUCACCGUCGAUCCCAAUGGUGACAUCAUCGUGGCCGAUUACGACAACCGCUGGGUCAGCACCUUCACUCCUGACGGCAAGUUCAAGGGUAAGAUUGGUGCUGGGAAGCUCCUGGGCCCAAAGGGAGUUGCUGUGGAUCGCAAUGGCCACUUGAUAGUGGUGGAUAACAAGGCUUGCUGUGUCUUCAUCUUCCAGUCCAAUGGAAAGCUGGUGACUCGGUUUGGGCUGCGUGGUACUGCAGACAGACAGUUUGCAGGUAUACUGGAUGGGCCACAUUUUGUUGCUGUCAACAAUAAGAAUGAGAUUCUAGUGACGGAUUUCCACAAUCACUCGGUGAAGGUAUAUAACUCGGAUGGUGAGUUCCUCUUCAAAUUUGGAUCUCAUGGCGAGGGGAACGGACAAUUCAACGCUCCGACAGGAGUGGCUGUCGACACCAAUGGGAACAUUAUCGUCGCUGAUUGGGGAAACAGCAGGAUACAGGUGUUUGACAGCUCAGGAUCUUUUCUCUCCUACAUUAACACCUCCGCUGAUCCCCUGUAUGGACCCCAAGGUCUGGCAUUGACGUCAGAUGGACAUGUAGCUGUGGCAGACUCAGGAAAUCACUGCUUCAAGAUUUACCGUUACUUGCAGUGAAGGAAGGUUCCAGAACUCCGCCAGAGGAUCAAUGGAAUCGCUUUAUUUCCUGUGCAAUUGCGUCCAGUGAAGGACAAGUGAUGCUUUUUGUUUGUGUUUUUGUUGUAAAUACAGAGAGAAGCAACGUCCAAUCGAGGCCCAAGGUCAGAGUUCACCAAGGAGUGUCCGCACUCCCAUUGGCCAGAAACAGACUGACUCAGCACCAUAGCUGGAUAAAUGGGCCCAGCCAAGGAAUCCAGCCUCUGAUAAACCAGGAUCCCUCUCAAGUGAAGAUUGGACCCUCUGAGUGGAAAAUGGACCAAUUAUAAUCCUGCAUGUCACCAUCGUGCUGACUCACAGAACCUCAGCCCUGUCUCCACUGGGGCUAAACUGCUAACAGUGGUAAGGGCAGGUGAGAGUCUAGUGUGGGACCCAUACCCCAGUGAGAGUCAGUGUGUGUGGGACCCAUACCCCAGUGAGAGUCAGUGUGUGUGGGACCUGUACCCCA